Funneliformis geosporum is the source of this 258-nucleotide messenger RNA. The record is from the annotation of a GenBank genome assembly. NCBI's taxonomy places the organism in Eukaryota, Fungi, Glomeromycota, Glomeromycetes, Glomerales, Glomeraceae.
AUGGAAGAAUUUCUUAGCUUUGGAAUGAAGAGUAAGAGACUUUCAAAAUUUACGAAUGAGUUAAAAAAUGAGCUUGAACAAUUUGAAGAAAAGUUAAAACAAUCCAGAAAUCAAUUGGAAUAUGACAAUACGGAUUAUGACAACAGCGUUAAAAAAAGUUCUCCGCCAUUGAUUCCAAAUUUUAAACGACUUAACGAAGGAACAGAGAAUAGAAGUUGUAAUGAUGAGGAUUGUAAUGGGGGAUUUGAUUCUAAUUAG